This is a messenger RNA of Podarcis lilfordi (Lilford's wall lizard), 9820 nucleotides long. NCBI's taxonomy places the organism in Eukaryota, Metazoa, Chordata, Lepidosauria, Squamata, Lacertidae. The record is from the annotation of a GenBank genome assembly.
AUGAAAGCAGCCCAGGUGGGCAAUGACAUCCACUUUGGAGAGAGAAUACACCUGCCUCCUGCAGCCAAGGUGCCAUUUCCCCUUUGGAACGGCUGAUGCCCUCUUUCUGAAUGCCCCAGGCACAAGGCCACCCAGACUCAAGGCUGGCAUCGGGUCUCCUGGGUUUUGGCUGCACUUCCCCUGGUGCUUGGAAGCGCCUGGAGGCAGCUCCUCAUUUCUGCGAUUCUUUGCAUUUUGACAACAGAAGGGCCACGCCUGGGACUCAGCAGAGUCAUCAUCGCCUGCCUACAAAUGGGGUGCUGGCUUGGAAAGCUUCCUCUCCAGUCACUCAGAUUCUCCAGCCUUUCCCAACCAAUCCAUUCCUUUCUGCUUUCUGUUCAUUCUGGGUGGAGCUGAAAGAUUUCCAAAUGUGCUGUCAGUUCCUUCUGCAUGGGAUAUAAAGCCUCCUGGGCGCAGGCAGGGGACUCAGACCUGCUUCGCCAUGAAGUCCAUCGUCCUCUGCCUGGUUGCGCUCCUUGCAUUCUGGGGUGAGCAGGCUCCUGUGUCUGGUCAGAUGCCUCUAGGUGAGUGUCUCCUUGGACUCCCUUGUCCCAAUCUCCAUCUUUCUAAGCCCCCAUGGGAAACACUCUCUAAGGCAGCCUCCCUCUGAAUUGGCUGCAAAUCCCAUGAGCCUCUGCAUCUUCUGGCUGUUCUGGCUUGGGGCUGAUGGGAGGUGGAGUCUGGUGGGCACCAAGUUGAGAAACCCCUCAUGGGUAGCUGAAAGAGUCCUGAUUUCCAGCAUCCACCAAAUGAGCUGGCGUUGUGACCUCCUUUCACGACAUCCUCAUGAGGGAUCCUUCGACCAGGUUUCUCCCACUCCUUUCUAGCAGGUCAGAUAACAGCUUCUUUUUCUCCCUCUCCUGGGAGGAAACAUCGCUCACUCCCUGCUCUUGGGUGAAGGAGUCCUGGCAGGCAGGCAUCAGAUCUGGCCCUGAGACGUCAUGGUUGAAGUUUGGAUGUGCAUGCUAGAGAGAGGCGUCCCCACCAACCACAGGCUGACUCAGCACCCAGCCUUCCUCUGCUCCUGUGAGACACAUGGUGUGAAGCUGAGAGGAGGAGGAAAGACCCCACAUGGUGUGUCCAUGCCCCUGUGGCAAGCUGGGCUCCCUUUCUGCUUCCUGGGACAGGUGGACACCUACGUAUAUUGGCAGUUACCUGGCUUGGGUUGUCCCUUUUUAUUGAUGCUGUUGCAUUUUGAUCUGUUUCUUUGUAUCUGAAUCUGUACUGUUUGUUUGUUUGUUUGUUUGGUUGGUUGGUUGGUUGGUUGGUUGAUAGAUUGAUUGAUAAAACAUUUGACAGUGGUUUACAUCAAUAUAAAGACAUAAAACCAGGCAAUAUAAUAAUUAAAAGUUGAAAAGUUGAAAGCAAAAAAACAAAUUAGAAACAAACACCAGCAGACCAUUGUGGGGGAAAAUAUUCUCAAUUGCCUGUACAGGCCUGGAAGAAUAGAAAAGUUUUCAGCAGGUGUUUAGAUGUUGGCACAGAAGGCUCCUGCUGAGUCUCCAGUGGCAGGGAGUUCCACAGGAGUGGGCCAAUGACAACUUGGUUGUUGUCAAAGAAGCCCCAGCAACCCAAGGAAUGAUCAAAGGUGCUCCUGCAGAUGAUCUCAGUGAUCGAGCUGGAAUAUCAGGGUUCAGGUGAUCCCUGAGGGAUCCUGGACCCAAGUUGUUCAGGGCUUUGCCAGUAAUACAAGGAGCUUGAACCUGGUUCCACAGCAGAUGGCACCUUCAUGGCUCAGCUUCCAGAGCUGGUUGAAGAAGCAACUCUUUUACCUGGCUUUUUGACACUUGAGAUGUGUGUUUUUAGGACCCACCUUGUUUUUAUGAUUGCGAGUUGUUUUAGACUGUUUAUAAGACUGUGCUUUAAUUUUUCAACCUGUAAUUAAUCAACAUGUCAUUAACAAACAAUAACUAUAAUUAUACCUCUUCUGUGAUGGCAAAGUCCGGCUCCUCUGAGAUCGAAUAAAUUACGUUAGAGGUGCAAGGGUGGAAAGGUUAGCUCUGUGCAAAGAACUGGAGAGAGCAAGUUUGAGGGUGUGUAGGAUCCUCGGCGUGUCAUUUCUUAGCUGUCCUCCUCACUCAGGCACCUCUGUGGAAAGGCUGCCCACAACCUUUCAGCCGUUGGGACCGUUUGUUACCAAACCUGGUCGGGGAGAGAGAGUUUCCUCUCUGUCCUGCUCACCACUUUCACCAUCCUCCUGAGCUUGCUGUGAUUCUGCAAUCCUGGGCAAUAUAAGGGAGCAGACCAGGUUGGGCAGUGGACUCUCCCCUUAGCCUGACCCACCAUGAAGUCUGGUGCUCUUGUGAUCCUUGUGGGGCUCCUCACCCUCUGGGCUGAGCUGACACCCGCCUCUGCUCAGAGGCUUCCAGGUAAGGGAUCCUGUCUCCUCUCUCCUUACAGGCGCAUGUGUCAAAAGCAUUUCUCUGGGAAUUGUUGAGAGAAGUGCAGUCAGGAAAAUUCCUUCAGGAAGCCGGGGAAGCUCAGGGGAACAGCACUUGAGUUGCAUGCAGAAGGUGUGGGGUUUCAUUCCCCACUGGGAAUGCUGAAAUCCAGUGAGAGGGGGCAUUCUGCCACUCUGCUGUGCCACUGGACACCUCCCACCAGCCAAGGUGCCACUGGAUUCCCCCUCUUGCCAAGGUGUUCCUUAUAUAAUUUGCUCCCCUUCCCAGCAAUGAGACUUUGCCAGGGCUUCUAUGAAUAAAUGGGUUGAGUGUGUGUCUGUGUGUGCGCGCGCGCCAGACUGGGUCUUUGACCCGGGUGACAGAAAGCCUAGCUUUGGCCCUUUCUUGUGGAGUGUUCCUUCAGCCUCCUCUCCUCUCCCCCCUCAUUGGGAGUCCUCCAGACAGCUGCUACCACUGCCCCGGUCUCUGAGCUGCCCCUUCUGCCCCAGAGAGAGGUGCCUCCCCACACUGCCCCACAACGGCCUGGGAAGAGGAUACACCAGGCCUUAGUGGCCCAACAGAGACUGGUAGAAGGUGUACAUGAGUCCAGCACCUUACCUUGGCAGGCAGCAGCAACAGCAGCAGUGGGCACUCAGCUCCCAGGCAGGUCUUGACCACAGCGAGCACAAGAAAGACCAAAGCAGUGACGGCUAGAUGGCCGGCUGGCCUGCCACUUGUCUUUUUUUUUUUUUUAAAGAUAUUUAUUAAAAUUUUCAAGAUAUUACAAAAUGAAAAAAGAAAAAAGAAAAAUACAAAAUAAAAAUAGUUAAAAACAACUCAAUCUUUCCAUUACUUAUUUUUCAUUAGCUUGUUUCCCGGACCUCCUCGCGCCUCCCUUUUUUGUAUUCCAGUUCAGUUUGUUAGUUCAGCAAAUCCUUCCCCUCUUUGUUUAUCCUAGUCUUUAAUCUUAAAAUAUUGUAACAUUAAAUUUUUACCUAUUCGUAAUCCAUUUUUCAUAUUCCCUUAUAGUAUUACAGCUAAAAACCACUUAAUUUCUAUCCAACAUCAUUCUAACAUUCAUUAAUUUUACAAUAUUUCUGUAAAUAGUCUUUAAACUUUUUCCAAUCUUCUUCCACCGACUCUUCUCCCUGGUCUCGGAUUCUGCCAGUCAUUUCCGCCAGUUCCAUAUAGUCCAUCACCUUCAUCUGCCAUUCUUCCAGGGUGGGUAGAUCUUGUGUCUUCCAGUACUUUGCAAUAAGUAUUCUUGCUGCUGUUGUGGCAUACAUAAAGAAAGUUCUAUCCUUCUUUGACACCGAUUGGCUGACUAUGCCCAGGAGAAAGGCCUCUGGUUUCUUCAGGAAGGUAUAUUUAAAUACCUUUUUCAAUUCAUUAUAGAUCAUCUCCCAGAAAGCCUUAAUCCUUGGGCACGUCCACCAAAGGUGAAAGAAUGUACCUUCAGUUUCUUUACAUUUCCAACAUUUAUUAUCAGGCAAAUGAUAGAUUUUUGCAAGCUUGACUGGUGUCAUGUACCACCUGUAUAUCAUUUUCAUAAUAUUUUCUCUUAAGGCAUUACAUGCCGUAAAUUUCAUACCUGUGGUCCAUAACUGUUCCCAGUCAGCCAUCAUUAUGUUAUGUCCAACGUCUUGUGCCCAUUUAAUCAUAGCAGAUUUCACCGUUUCAUCCUGAGUAUUCCAUUUCAACAGCAAGUUAUACAUCUUUGAUAAAGUCUUAGUUUUGGGUUCUAACAGUUCUGUUUCUAGUUUUGAUUUUUCCACCUGGAAGCCGAUUUUCUUAUCCAAAUUGUAUGCCUCCAUUAUCUGAUAAUAAUGAAGCCAAUCUCACACUUUGUUUUUCAGUUUUUCAAAACUCUGCAGUUUCAAUCUGUCUCCCUCUUGUUCCAGAAUUUCCCAAUAUUUCGGCCAUUUGGCCUCCAUAUUGAGCUUUUUCAGUGCUUUCGCUUCCAUCGGUGACAACCACCUUGGGGUUUUAUUUUCAAGUAAAUCCUUAUAUCUUAUCCAGACAUUAAACAAUGCUUUCCUGACAAUAUGGUUUUUGAAUGCUUUAUGUGCUUUGACCUUGUCAUACCAUAAAUAUGCAUGCCAUCCAAAUACAUUAUUAAAACCUUCUAAAUCCAAGAUGUCUGUGUUUUCAAGAAGCAGCCAUUCUUUCAACCAGCAAAAGACUGCUGAUUUAUAAUAAAGUUUAAGGUCCGGCCUGCCGCUUGUCUGUCCAUUCCCAACAGCAAGGGCUGGUGGACUGCCUGGCUGGGCUCCCUCACCCACCUGCUGACUCUGAGGCCGCCUCAGUUCCUGGCAACCAGCAUCCCCCAGCCAGCCCCGGAUGCACCUUUUGCCUGUGGAGCUUAUAGCCAGGGCUGCUGCAAUAAAGAGCUGUGCAAGCCUUUGGGAGGCAGAGACACAAGAGGGAGGGAAGGAAAGAGAGACCGAGGCCAGUGUUGCCCAUCAUUCAAGGCACCCCAGGGUGCCACAACACACUGGUUGAAAACCACUGCCCGAAGCCAAUGAUUCAGCUCUCCUGUUCAGAUUUUCAAAGAACAGGAAAUCUGAUUCUCCUUAUUUUUGUGAUUGUAAGUUGCCGAUCAGAAGGUUGGCGGUUCGAAUCCCCGUGACGGGGUGAGCUACCGUUGCUCGGUCCCUGUUCCUGCCAACCUAGCAGUACGAAAGCACGUCAAAUGCAAGUAGAUAAAUAGGUACAGCUCUGGCGGGAAGGUAAACGGCGUUUCCGUGCGCUGCUCUGGUUCGCCAGAAGCGGCUUAGUCAUGCUGACCACAUGACCUGGAAGGUGUACGCUGGCUCCCUCAGCCAGUAAAGCGAGAUGAGCGCCACAACCCCAGAGUCGGCCACAACUGGACCUAACGGUCAGGGGUCCUUUAACCUUUUAAAGUUGCUUCAAACUGCUUUUAAUCUUUUGUUUUAAGGUUGUAAUGUUCCCUGGGACCUUAGGGUGAAGAGCAGGUGACUAAUGAUAAGGGAACAAGGAGUUCCCAAUCCACAUUAAGAUGAGGCGAGGAUGUCCAUUAACACAUUGCCUCUGAAAUGCCAGCCCUUUUCUGACACCCCCUCCCCGCUGUGGCCAAGAGGAGCACCCCUUGGGAGCAGCAGACUUGAGGGGUGCAGAUUUGGUGCCCCCUGCUGGGCUUCUGAGGCAGGGCAGGAGGAACACUUGCCUUUGCAGCCCAGACCCACUUUCAGGUAAGCUGCAGGAGAGACUUAAGGACACACCUUGUACCUAGAAGCAAGCCCCGCCCAUCUCCCAGGAAAUGAUGAAGAUAUGAACAGGAUGCUGGCAUAGAGAAGACAAUAGCUUGAUCCUGCAAGCUGCUCUUACAUUCUUUCUUUAAGUGGCUGAAGCUUUCAAUUUUCACAGCGGAGAGGAGUUGAAAUGCCUUCUUUUCCAACACCGACGAAGGGCGUGGUAAUCCAUUUCCCUCUCUCUCUUUUUCUUUCUCUCUCUCCCUCUUUCUCUCUUUCCCCAUCACAGUGAAGCCUGGCACCUGUCCUACUCUGAUCCAAAACAAUGACACCCAGUGCGGCCAGUUCUGCUCCAGAGACAACAGCUGCCCAGGGAGUGAGCGCUGCUGCCAGACCGGCUGUGGGCAACAGUGCAUGCGCCCACGUGAGGGUAAGCAGCAGCCCCUCUUUCUGGGGGGAGAAAUGAAGUCGGGAACCUCCCAUCUGCCUCCUCUUCUGCCCCAGAUAUGCUCUCAACCACCCAUCCAUACACACAAGGGGGUUGGUGCAUAUCCUGCCUGGAUCCAUGUAGUGCUGGUGUGUGACAACAGUUCAGAGUCAGCAAGAGGCAUUGCAGUGCAGAAUCCCACCCGCCAUGGCGUGGCUUGCCCAGACAUGGCAGCUGACCUCCACCUGGCGCAUGGUGUGGCUUGCCCAAACAUGGCAGCUGACCUCCACCUGGCGCACUGCCAGCAGGGUCCAACCAACAGGUGGGAGGCAGGCUGUGCACAGCCUCAGUCCAGAGACUCACCUGCUCUCAGGUGUGCAAGCAGGUCAGAUCAGGGCAACCCAUUCAUUUCAGGGGAAGAUCUCUAUUCUCACAUGCAAAGAGGAACUGGCUCCUUUCUCUGCAAGUAUUAAUGUGGGGUUUUUUAAAAAAAGAAAACAGACCUAUUCUAUACAACCCUUCAUCCGAAGAUCACAGUGCGGUUCAGAAGGACUGACAAAGAACCAAAAACAUGCAUAAAUUCAAAGCUGAACUACCUCAGUUGUGUAAAGAUUGAAGAAAACACUCAAUUCCAUGAUUUGCAAAUUAAAUUCUUACUUAAUUUGUGCAGCCAGAUAGCUGUCGGUCCUAGACAAGAUUUCAGCUGAAGAAAAUAUGCCUAAUAUCAGAAAAUGUUGGGAAUGCACUCAGUGUUGGCUUGCGGCCCCAUAAAUGCUUCUGAAUACCAGUCAUGGCAAACACAGGAGGGAAGUAAGUGUUCUUCAUCUGCCUGGCCACUGUGAGAACAGGAUGCUGGACCAGGUGGGCCACUGGCCUGAUCCAGCAGAUGCUCUUCUUAGGUUCUCCUUUCAUCCCCAGUCUACCCUGGAUACUGCCCCAGGCUGAGCCCCCAGCCAGGCCGGGCAGCGAACUGCUCAGCGACUUGCAACAAUGACCAGGACUGUGGCUCAGUCUACUUGCCACGCAAGAAGUGCUGCAGCAAUGGGUGCGGGAAGACUUGCCAGCUGGCUGAAGAAGGUAUCUCUUGGAUGCGGGAGAUAUGGGGACCUGAUGGGGAGGGCAGUUGUGUGUACAUGUGCGUGGCUGGCAGAGGAUUUUGCCAAGGAAGAGGUGCUGGGGCUCACUCAAAGAGUCUCCUCUCCCUCAUGCCAAGCGGUGUGGUGGUGGCAGCUGCCAGUGGUAGGAUCAUAGAAGGGGAAAUGAACUCUGCACAUGCUCAGGAGUUUGUUUCCUCUUGAUGAUAUCCUCACACGUUCCAGAGUGAGUCCUGGCAUUCAAAACAAAAUUCCAUCACACUACUGACUGCUGUCCCCUUCUCUCCAUCUCCUUUUUCCAGAGCACCCUGGCGUGUGUCCCAAAAGGGAACUGGUAAAUACCUUUGCCCCCUGCAAUGACACCUGCAGAGAUGACCGAGACUGCCCCCUCACCCAGAAGUGCUGCUUCACUAUGUGCAGCCGGGGCUGCCUGGACUCAGGUACUGGCAAAGCCCCUGACCCCUUCUCCCCCCACCCUCUCUUCUCUGGGCACCUAAGUGCCCUGGAGACUGAGAACGUCUCCCCAUGGACCUCCAUCCGUUCUGCCUCCAACAGUUCGCAGUGACAGGUGCCAGUUGCCGCCCAAAACUGGACGAUGUUUAGCAGCCUUCCGCCGUUACUACUACAACCCAUCGCAGAAGAAGUGCGUCCUGUUCACCUAUGGUGGCUGUGAGGGUAACAGCAACAACUUUGAGACAAAAGAGGCAUGUGAGGCAGCCUGCGGGAAAAUCAGCCCAGGUACCAAGUUUGGGACCCACCAGAAAUUCAUAUUCAUGGCUUCAUUGAUUGUGUUUAUAUAUCCCCAUGUCAUCCAAGGAGCUGAACUUCCCCUUCCUCAUUUAACCCCAACAACAACCCCGUGAGGUAGGCUAAGCUCAAGGAAGCCACUGGCCCAAGGUGAGGUUCAUGGAUGAGUGGGGAUUUGAACCCGCAUAUCUCUCAUGUCCUAGUUCAACACUCUGACCCCUAGGCAAGGCAGGAGAGUCCCUCUGGGAAGGCGGGCAACCCCAUCAAAGAAGCUGGCCAGAAGGGGUCCAGAGUUCUGGGAGGAUUGGGUACCCGGCUCUGUUCUGGACUUUAUGUUUCAUAUAAUUGAGGGGAUGGAGCGGUUGGGAUUUCUUAGCUGGACAGAGGCUGGAUGUGGGUGUUGGAAGCCACAGGAAGGGAGAGGGCUGCUCUUGGGCUCGGAUCCUGCUUGCUGAUUUCCCCAAAGCAUCUGGCUGGCCCUGUGAAAACAGGACGCUGGACCAGAUGGGCCAUUGGCAUGAUCCAGAACCUUAUGUUCUUCUUAAUAUUAUUACUUUGUGCCAUAAUCUUUAUAUGGACAUUUGUGAUUGGGGCAGUUUGAAAUUUCAAGAUAAGAGAUGGUAUCUGAAAUAGGACACUAAAACUUUGGAUUCAAAAGCCAACGGUGGGAAGCCUUGUAAGAAUGAAGGUGGCCUUAGAAAUUCUGACACCCCAAUUUCAAAGUCCUUCUCUGGGAGGUGGAAAUGACAGUUUGGCAGCUGCGGUGUAUUUGACGUGUUGCCAUCAGGAGUCAUUAAAAGAGACGACACUCCUUGCAAAUCCCCAGAAUAAGGAGAAGUCGUGUAUUAGCUCCUUGUUUGGUGAUAAGCAACCUUUGCCAUAGGGUGACUCCUAGUCUGUGACUCCUAGUCUGUGCCCAAAAUCAUAUGUUUUUGCAGCUCUUGGGAGGAGGGGUUGGGGUUGGAGCAUUUGGCAAAGGGUUGAGAGGCGAGAGGACUGCAGAGAUUUGAGCCAGCAGCCACAAGGAGGUCCCCAAAUUCAGUCCCUGAGCUGGACUGGCCCAAAGAGCCCAGGCGCAAUUCCUCUCUGCCUGGAAGGAGAAGAGUCUGUGAUUCCUUCCUUCUAGAGAGGGGGGGGGGCUUCUUAUGGAGGAAUGCAUGCAGGGAAAAUGAAGUUGGAAUUAAAAACUCUUGACACCUUCCUGCCCUAAGAAAAACCUCUCUGCUUCCUCUUUCUCCACCUUCUUUGGCCUCAGAGGUCUGCAAGCUGCCAAAGGACCCUGGCCCAUGUGAGGCUUAUUCACAAUUUUACUACUACAACUCAGUCACCAGGAAGUGUGAAAUAUUCGUCUAUGGGCUCUGCGGGGGGAAUGGCAAUCGGUUUCACACCAAACUGGAGUGCAUGAUGGUCUGUGGGCAAACAAGUAAGAUUCUUGUCUCCAUGUGUGUCUGCGCUUCUCUGUCUCUCUAUCUAUCUCUGUCUCUAAAUAUUUAUAAGUGUGCAUGUGGAGGGCAGGGAGCAGACUGUGAAGGUCCACAGGGUUCUCUCUCAGCUCCCUUGCUGGUCUCAUCCUGCCCUACCCAUGGGUGAGUUUACCAAUGGCUUCAAGUAACAAGAAAGGAGAUUCCGACUUCUGGCAGUGAGAGCUUUUUGACAGAGGAACGGUCUCCCUUGGGAGGUGGUGAAAUCUCCUUCUUUAGAGGUUUAUAAGCAGGGUUUGGCUGUCUGUCUGUGAGGAAUGUGGUUCCUUCUUUAAGGUGGUUGGGCUAGGUGACCCUUGGGGGUCCCUUUCAACUCUACAAUUGUAUGAUUCUGUCAUUGCUGCUGCCUGCCCUAAGGGCCAGUGCUCAAUUACUUGGCUGCCUCCCCCUUGACUCUUUUUCUUUUCUUCCCCCAGAAAACUCCACUGAGGAGGACUGA